AUGAUCCGCGAAGACUCGACUACCUCCCACAAUGCCCGCACUGUGAUGCCUCCUGGCACUGCUCCCGACGACUUGGGAGAGCAAACCCCUCCACCGCUCACGAGAAGGCUACCUCCUGAGCUACUCUCGAUCAUAUUUGAACAUAUCGCUUCUCGCCAGCUCUCUUUUCACCCCAUGCGUGAACCGACCACGUCACUAGAUGACCCUCGCACCCUAUCCCAGGUGUGCUCGCGCUGGCGCGCUAUCGCACUGAACCUCAAGAUCUUAUGGACGAGCAUUCCCGUUGUGAACGAGUUCUGGGCAAGCUUAUCCCUUGGGCGCUCUAGCCCUCUCCCGGUGUCGAUCUCCAUCUCACAGGAUUCGAAUUUGCGAUAUGCUACCGACGAAGACACAGUGAGGGCGCCAUUUGGUCUCUAUCACCUGUACGACGGGAUCCUCAAAGCUCUCUCGGAGAACCAUCGCGUAUUCCAGCUCGAAAUCGACAUCUCCGACUAUGAUUCCCAUAGGAUCACUUGGUUAACGCACAAGAUCUUCAAACUGCUGGAGUCAAAACCCAUGCCCCAGCUGGAAUCCGUCCAUGUUGAUCUACAAUGGCACGAGCUGUACGGCUCAUACACUUCCUUUUUGGGCCAACAUAUGCCGUCGAACCUCCGUCAACUAUCGUUAUUGCGUGGGAUAGAUCAAACGAGCCUGCCGUGCUCUCAUCUCUUCGCGGCAUCGCUUACCGUCCUGAAACUCGAUUGUGGCGCCGUAUGGGAGACCAUGGACGAUGCUUUCGACGCACUUUCGGUCCUUUCCAAACUCGAAGUCUUCGCCUUGAACCGUGACAAGAACCUCGAUGAGGACUGGAACCAGCCGAGCGCGCUCCCCGAUUUCAAUAUACCCGAGCUGAUCAAUGAUACACGGCAAGUAUCGCUACCAAACCUACGAGCGCUCACACUGUGCGAGCCACUGGCACAUAUCGUAUACCUACUCAAAUGCUUGGUAUUCCCGCCCACGGCACGCAUCGAGCUUAACGCUCUGGACAAACCCGAGGAGCAGAACACUUUCCGCAAUUUGAUCGAUAUUGUUGUGGCAUCCCUCGCUACUCACUAUGCCCCGAUGGUUGCAGACGGCCACCGCUUCGACAGCCUACUCUUGGACAUGUAUGUCAAUUAUGGACAACACCGCUUGCUCGUCGGAGCAGAUCAUGCACAACACUUUGCUACAACAACGCAAGACGCCGCAGAGUUGAUCCCGAUUGUGUCCAGAGCCACCAGUCUUUCGCUCGGCUCGCGCUUCACGGAAGAAGCCUACUCUGAGUACACUUACGAAACGACUGCGCCGGAUCCUUUCGCCGAUACCGAUUCUAUGCAGUGGAACGCUAUGUUGUCGUCGCUCGAGCAAGUCAGCGUAGCCCACUUUUACGGGCAUACUGGCAAACACGCGCUACUGGGCCUCCUCACAGAGGACGAGGGUGUCACCCAUCGCGAUCUCGUCGAUCUCACUGUCGAAGAACUGUCGUUCGUACCGCCCUCAGAGCUGGCUAGCGAAAUAAAACCAGCCUGCGUGUCUUUCGACGCGCUUGUCUCGGUGCUCAACAGGCGUACGGGCCCGGACAGAAUACAGUCCGUCGCGAAACUGAGGCGCCUGGAACUCAAGUCCUGCGAUAUCGACCGCGCCCAGAUCGACGUUCUUCGCCGCGAUUUCGGCGAGGACUUUGUGUCGUGGGAUGGAAUGCGGCGCGGUACGGACGAAUCAAGCCGCCAUGCAAGAUUCGAGCGUAUGUGGUCCAAGUCAGCGGAAAGCAUGCGCCCCACUUCGGAGAUGUGA
Peniophora sp. CBMAI 1063 is the source of this 1812-nucleotide messenger RNA. The record is from the annotation of a GenBank genome assembly. Lineage: Eukaryota; Fungi; Basidiomycota; Agaricomycetes; Russulales; Peniophoraceae.